AUGGCCUUCAACAGCACUGAGUCCUGGCUUUUAAUCAAUACUUCAUUUCCCAUCCUGCCUGUAAUAGGCAGUCCAAGUAACAGAAGUGGGAUUGAAGCAUAUCUUCAAAGACUGGCUCAUUUAGACGAGGGGCUCUACAAUGACUUUUACGGUCUUUGGAUUGCACUGAUGGUCAUAAACUCUCUCAUAUUCUUGGUGGGCAUGGUGCUCAACACAGUUGCACUUUAUGUUUUCUGUUUCCGCACCAAGCAAAAGACCACCUCGGUGAUCUAUACUAUCAACUUGGCGGUGACAGACCUCUUGGUGAAUCUCUCUCUGCCGACUCGCAUCUUGCUCUAUUACAGUGGAGGAGCUUGUCUCACCUGCUCCUACCUGCACAUCUUCAGCUACUUUGUCAACAUGUACUGCAGCAUCUUGUUUCUGACCUGCAUAUGUGUCGACCGAUACCUCGCCAUCGUGCAGGUUGAAGCUUCCCGUCGUUGGAGGAACUCCAGUGUGGCCAAAUGUGUGUGUGUCUCUGUCUGGCUGUGUGCCAUCGUGGUCACCUACUCCUUCCUUUCUACUGCUUUCCAGCACCCAGGCUGCUGCCUCUCAAAGCUCCUCUUUCUUACCAUCACCGAGUUCUUUCUACCCCUCAUCAUCAUUAUGGUCUUCACUUUGCGGAUUAUGUGGGCACUCGCCGACCGCCGCCUGAUGCAGCAGAGCAGGGAGAGGAGAAGGAGGGCUGUCCAGCUCCUGACCACGGUGCUGAUCAUCUUCACUGUCUGCUUCACACCCUUCCACAUCAGACAGGUGGUGGUGUACUUCCACCCUGACAUGCCUCAUCAUGUGAUAGCCUACCACUUGACUGUCACUCUCAGCAGUUUGAAUAGUUGUAUGGAUCCUGUCGUCUACUGCUUUGUUACAAAUAAUUUCCAGGCCACCAUGAGAAAUAUUUUUCGCCGUGCAGAGCCUGAGCAGACAAGCGGCGACAUCAUCAGCAUGCAGCACAGCUCCAAGGCCUCAGGGCGGACAGUGAACGCCAUCACUGGUAAUAUGAUUAUGAUGACCAAGAUCCCCACUUCACUGCAGAGAGACAAUCUGGGGAAGAACCACUCAAUGUAA
This is a messenger RNA of Perca flavescens (yellow perch), 1104 nucleotides long. It is a transcript of the gene gpr20, whose product is annotated as G protein-coupled receptor 20. Gene Ontology annotation, biological process: phospholipase C-activating G protein-coupled receptor signaling pathway; positive regulation of Rho protein signal transduction. Bases 1 to 1104 code for a protein of 367 amino acids. Lineage: Eukaryota; Metazoa; Chordata; Actinopteri; Perciformes; Percidae. The transcript has 6 exons. Gene Ontology annotation, cellular component: plasma membrane. The record is from RefSeq and is a predicted model, not a curated record. Gene Ontology annotation, molecular function: G protein-coupled receptor activity.